Molecule: messenger RNA, 957 nt
Organism: Pseudomyrmex gracilis
Lineage: Eukaryota; Metazoa; Arthropoda; Insecta; Hymenoptera; Formicidae
Product: synaptosomal-associated protein 25-like
Exons: 4
Coding region: 433-786 (117 amino acids)
Biological process (GO): synaptic vesicle fusion to presynaptic active zone membrane; exocytosis; synaptic vesicle priming
Cellular component (GO): SNARE complex; plasma membrane
Molecular function (GO): SNAP receptor activity; syntaxin binding
Source: RefSeq, a predicted model, not a curated record
CAUCGUGGCGCGACUGCGAGUCCGCUCGCGGAAUUCCGCAAAGUCUCUUCUCGGCGUUUGUUAACGAGAGCGGCUCAGCCUCCGGCUCCGAUUCGCGCGAAGAGAUCGUCGCGGCGACAAGUUCGAAAAACUGAAACGCCCGUUCAUUCGUUUGCUGUGCUCCUCGGUCUUUCUCGCGGACGGUGCCUUUUGACACGACGUUGUCACUCCCACCCUACUCCUCGUCAUCUUCGGAGGGAGAGGGUGGUCACCGACGAGACGCGACUCCACGAGGAUAACUGUUUGUCCGUUUUCGCCCGGCUAUCGACUCGCCUCGGCUUUGGUUUCAACAAUAUAUUGGGAAGCGGUGUCACACCGUCGCCGGUUCGCCAAGGAGAAGGAAGGCUGACGCCCGGUAUCUAGUCUCAUCGGGCACCCGAUCACCAGCCGGCGAUGCCUGCACCGACGUCAGCGGCGGGUGCGGCCGCCGAGGCCGGCCCGCCCCGCACCGAACUGCAGGAGUUACAGCUCAAGGCCGAUCAGACUACGGAUGAGUCCCUGGAGAGCACGAGGCGUAUGCUGGCGCUAUGCGAGGAGACCGAGGAGAUCGGAGCGAACACUCUGACGAUGUUAGACCAUCAAGGCGGUAAGCACAGUUCCCAAAGUAAAACAGCAAUAAGUCAAUGUCUCUCUUGCAAAAAAAAAAAAAAUGAGCGAACGAUUUGCGACAGUUCCUCUCUCUGUCUCGAUGAACAGAUACGACAUGUUCAGUGUAAACAAAAAGAAAACAGAGAGGAAAACAGAUAAAAUGGGAGAUGAAAGAAGGGAGGGUGGGGAAACAAGAAGAAAACAACAGAACUUGAAGGCGCGAAGUGGUAGGGAGAGUGCAACAUACACGUGCGUGCCCUUUGUUAUAACCGUCGAUUUGCGUUUCCCCUCGAGAAGGGCGCGCUUUUUUCUCUAUGUGUGAAUUUACUG